GGUCACUCCAUAUAAAUUGUGGAGGCUCAAAUGUAAUUAUAAACAAUACCAUGUAUGAAGGUGAUGGUGCUAAAUAUGGAGCCACAUUGAAUUUCGAUCAUGGAACCAAAUGGGGCUUCAUCAGUGCAGGGAACUUCCUUGAUUAUGCAGGAAGGGAUGACAAAAGUUAUGUACUAUCAUCUAAAAAUCAAUCCUUGAUGAGAUUCCCAAAUUUGUACUCCACGGCACGUGCAACUCCUCUCUUUCUCACCUAUUAUACAUAUUGUCUGAAAAAUGGGAAUUACACCGUGAACCUCCACUUUGCGGAGAUAUUAUUCAGGGAUGAAGAACCAUAUAAUAGAGUUGGGAGACGCAUAUUCGAUAUUUAUAUUCAGGGACAAUUAAAGUGGAAAGAUUUUAAUAUCAAGGAGAUAGCUAAUGGGACUGGCAAAGAAAUCAUAAGAUCAUUUAACACCACAGUGACAGACAAUAUCUUGGAGAUCCACUUGUAUUGGGCAGGAAAAGGGACUACUUGUAUCCCAGUUAGAGGAACUUAUGGUCCUCUCAUAUCUGCUAUUUCUGUAUGUCCUGGUUUCAAAUUUAAUUGUGACGAACCUAAAAGUAUUUUACCUAUUGUGGUUGGAGUUGUCACUUCGGUAUUAUUUCUUAUUCUUUGUGUUGUGGGCGUUUUAUGUUGGAGACGCUAUCGUGAACAUAAAAACACAAGAGAAAGAGAUCUUAAAGGGCUAGAUCUGCAGACAGGUACCUUCACUUACAGACAACUAAAAGCUGCCACUAACAAUUUUGAUUCCGCAAACAAGAUUGGAGAAGGUGGUUUUGGAUCCGUAUAUAAGGGCCAACUAUCAGAUGGUACUUUUAUUGCGGUGAAGCAGCUUUCUUCUAAAUCAAGGCAAGGAAAUCGAGAGUUUGUGAAUGAGAUAGGCAUGAUUUCUGGUUUGCAACACCCAAAUCUUGUAAAACUAUUUGGGUGUUGUGUUGAGGGUAACCAUUUACUGUUGGUGUAUGAGUACAUGGAGAAUAAUUGCCUUGCACAUGCACUUUUUGGUAGUUCUGGAAGUACCUUGAGAUUGGAUUGGGCAACAAGACAGAAGAUAUGUGUUGGGAUAGCCAGAGGUCUAGCCUUUCUCCACCAAGGAUCAACUCUCAGGAUGGUUCACAGAGACAUCAAAGCUACAAAUGUGCUCCUUGACAGGGAAUUGAAUGCUAAGAUAUCAGACUUCGGAUUAGCUAAGCUCAGAGAUGAUGAGAACACCCACAUUAGCACUAGAGUUGUUGGAACUAUAGGUUAUAUGGCUCCAGAAUAUGCAUUAUGGGGGUACCUAACUGAAAAGGUAGAUGUUUAUAGCUUUGGGGUGGUUGCUUUGGAGAUUGUCAGUGGGAGAAACAAUGCAGGUUAUCGAGCACAAAAUGCCUGCUUUUGCCUUCUUGAUUGGGCCUUUGAUUUGCAACAGAAAGGGAACUUGAUGGAUUUAGUGGACGAAAAUUUGGCCAACGAGUUCAACAAGAAAGAGGCUGAAAGGAUGAUAAAAGUGGCCCUGUUAUCCUGCAAUGCAACUCCAUCACUUAGACCCACCAUGACAGAGGUAGUUAGUAUGCUUGAGGAACAAACGGAUAUUCAGGAUGUGAUCUCAGAUCCUAGCAUCUAUAACGGUGAUUUGCAAUUAAAACCAUUGGAAGACCAGAGUUCAACGGGAAGCUCGACCCAAAAAUUUUCUUCAGAUCAAACAUCACUUCUUCGUUCCACAACAUCUGCUGACGAUCUCUACUCUAUCAAUUCUGAGAGCAUAAGAGGCCUUACAUCAGCCCAUGAUCUUUAUCCACUCAGUUCCAAUACCAUCUCUCUGAACCAAAAAGAUGGUUCUUCCAUUUCACAUCAUAGUUCUUGAGUCUUACAUAUAGUAAGCUAGAUAUUCAGAGCUAGUUUAUAUAAAUCCUUUAUUUCACUUGGCUAUAA
Pistacia vera is the source of this 1954-nucleotide messenger RNA. Its product is annotated as probable LRR receptor-like serine/threonine-protein kinase At1g29720. The record is from RefSeq and is a predicted model, not a curated record. The coding region runs from base 51 to 1886 and encodes 611 amino acids. Lineage: Eukaryota; Viridiplantae; Streptophyta; Magnoliopsida; Sapindales; Anacardiaceae. The transcript is spliced from 9 exons. Gene Ontology annotation, molecular function: protein kinase activity; ATP binding. Gene Ontology annotation, biological process: protein phosphorylation.